Linum trigynum is the source of this 12845-nucleotide messenger RNA. NCBI's taxonomy places the organism in Eukaryota, Viridiplantae, Streptophyta, Magnoliopsida, Malpighiales, Linaceae. The record is from the annotation of a GenBank genome assembly.
UCCAACGGCGACGACGACGACGACGAUGAGCCGCGGCGGCGACCGGAAUCCAAACGGCCUAAAAUCUUCACUCCUCCUUCUCAUCACCAACUCCAGCCCUAAUUUUCAGGUUUAGGGCACCCUCCUCCGAUGAAGCGUCUCUGAACCGAAACAGUCGUCAACGUUCAAACAGAUGCUCCGGCUCCGGGAAGAUACUUAUCCAAGCGAGAGCGAGCUCUCUUGAGUAAGAGUGCCCCGGUUGCUGAACAGUCCCCUGUUGAUGAUAAUCAGGAUCAGAACCCUGAUGCUCUCACUUCCCCUGGUACUGUGACUUUACAACUUUGGGCUGGUGGGUUUCGGUUUUCUGCUUGCUCACGAAUGUGUUAAUUUUUCCUUGUUUGAUGUGUUGUUGAUGAGGUAAUGUUUACUUGAUAUCCUUCAGUUGUUGAAUUAUGAGAUUAGCUGGAGCACCGGGGGCAAAAAAGAAGUUGAUUGAAAAACAGUCUCGUGUUGAUAUUUGGUGUUAGAGGCUUGCAAGUUUGUUGUUUGCAUGUUUACAUUGUUGGAACAUAGAAGUAAUCGGGAUCAAGUUUCUAUCUUGCCGAAGUUUUGAUGUGAUUUUGUUCUGCUGUUGGUGCUUGUUGCAUUCUCUUAUUGGUGGGAGGGGGAGGAAAAGUUUUGUACGUGGCAGAACUGAAUCCUUAGUUGAGUGAUAUUAGGGACUACCAAAACUGUUAGUCUUGCUUAGAUCGGCUUACAUAGGGUAUCAUGUCGAACUGCAAGGAGCUGAGAGCUCAAUAAGCUAGUAUGUUUUGCAUCGCCUAUUGAAGUCGAUGUGGAUCUGUCGUAAAAUGACGCUGUAGCUUAACAAUCCUUUAGAACUCAAUAUGUUUCUAGUUUUCAACUUAUGGUGCUGUAUGCUUUUUUUUUCUUAAUUACCUACAUUCUUGAUUCUCCUUUCAUGCCCUUAUCUUCUUCAUAUUUCACUUAUGGUUUGCAUCUUUUUCUAGCUCAUGUCUUUUCUUUCCUGUCUCAUCAGUUCGAGUAGGUAUCAAGGAUUCAGAUUUACCCUAUGAUAUCGUAUCAACCUUGAGAAACCCGAGUGAUCGUGCAAAGCUAAGCCAAAUACCUGAAAGGAUGUCCAUAGCUCUUAACAGCCAUAAAAAUGCAGUCAAUGCUCUCAAUUGGUCGUCCAACCAUGGUAUGCUUAUUUUUUCACUUAUGUUCUCCCCUCAUUUAUUCAUCUUGUUUUUGUAACCCAAUAUUUUAACUGCAACUCGCAUAUCAAUCAUAGUGAGCUUUAUGUGAUUUUGUAAUUUCUGCAACUUUAUUCAUCUGUAAUUGAGCUGGAUGUAUGUUUGAGUUUGAAAAUUAGGUAAUGCAAUCACUGUUGGUUUCACUACCCUAAUUUGCUGGGAUGUUGUUGCCCUGUUGACGUCUUUGCUAUAGUCAAUCUACAGGUCAUCUUCUUGCAUCUGCUGGGAUGGAUCACACUCUCUGCAUAUGGAAUGUCUGGAGCAGAAGCCAGAAAACAGCUCAUACAUUUAGGUUCCACAGUGCAGCAGUAAAAGAUGCACGAUGGUCCCCUCAUGGAUUCACUGUACUCUCCUGUGGGUACGACUGUUCUUCCAGAUUGAUUGACGUGGAGAAGGGAAUACAGACUCAGAUUUCUCAGGAAGAUCAGGCAGUUCUGGUUGUGAAGUUCACAGAAUUCAAACCUCUUCCUUUCUGGAGGCUCAGCUGGAAAAAUAAGAUUAUGGGAUAUUAGGACUGGGAAUGUUUUCCAUGAAUACAAGCGAGGUCUAGGUCCUAUUCUUGAUGUUGACUUUACAAGAAAUGGGAAGCAGUUUAUCUCGUCUAGUGAUGUUUCUGGAGGCAACGUCACUGAAAAUGCAAUUAUUGUUUGGGAUGUUUCACGAGAGGUGCCAUUGUCAAACCAGGUAAAAUAGGCAGCAUCUUUGUUUUUUUAUAAGUGAUGAGGAGGCAGCUUCUUUUCUUAACCGUAGACAUCAUGCUAUUACCAAAUUAUGUUUGCUUAAUUAUUGAUUUAUUUAAUCAUGUGCAAUUUCUCUAUGAUUACAGUGAAAUCUAUAUAGAUGCAGAAUUAGAUGAAAGGUUAACUGAUAGAAGAACAGCAGUUAUUGUAACUUAACUUAGAUUCUUGUUGGAAGAGUAGCCCCAGUAGUAUAGCCCAGUAUACCUGCAGGCCAAGCUGUAAACUUGCAGACUGCAGUAGCAUAGGCAAAUUGCACAGCAACCAACUACAUAUGAUGUUUAGACAGCUUGACUAUGAGAACCCUGAUAACCAUGGUACUAAUGUAUUAGUAUAGUACAAAACAGGAUUCAAUCAAUUUUUAUGUGUUUGUAUGCAUGUCCUUGUUACUUUGCCAUGUUAUCAUAAUUCACGUCUUUUUUACUUGUACAGGAUUAAUUUUGAUAAAACUGUUUCAUUGUGUAUAAGUAACAUAGUUUUACAGAACUUUGAAUAUAUACAAUAUGAUGCUCGGAGAUUAGAUUUCCUGCAUGCCAAGUUUCUACCUUGGAUGCUCAUUAUAAAAUGGUGUGCUUAUCUAAAAAAUGUGGUGGUCAUUUAAGUAAAACUUGGCCCUGUGACUUCAUCCUUUUGUAUGAGGAUACUUGCUAGAAGCUGGCUUUCUCGCCAUCUUGAGGCACAAAGGUCAGGAAGAAGCAGUGAAGAUAUGUUUUUCACUGAGAUGCUGGACUUUCCUGUGUCCUUGUGGCUGCCCUUACAAAUUAUUUCCUUUCCUGCUAUGUGACUCACAAAUUCACUAAAGUAAUUCACUUGAUUGAAAGAUUGUUGUUCCAAUUCAUGACAUUCCUCGGUUCCACAUAGAUGUUUUAGGGACAUUGUUCGAUAAACAUUCUUCGUUGGGUUCUGAACUUUUUAUGUUACUGUUUUCUUUUUUCUUUUUUACCAGGUUUAUGCCGAAGCCUUUACCUGCCCCUGCAUCAGGACCCACCCAUACGAUCCAUCAUUCAUCGCCCAAUCCAAUGGGGAUUACAUUGCAAUCUUCUCUUUAAAAAUCCCCUUUCAAGCUAGACAAGUACCGAAGGUACGAAAGUCAUGGGGUGUCUGGAUUUCCAAUCAAGUGCGAUUUCAGUUUGGACGGUGAGAAGAUAGCCUCAGGCUCCUCAGAUGGCUCAAUACACUUCUACAGAUACAGGUCAUCAGAGCUUAUCAGGAAAAUAAAAGCAUACGAUCAACCCUGCACGGGAGUUGCUUUCCAUCCAGUCAUGCCGAAUGUGAUUGCUUCGUGUAGUUGGGAUGGGAAGAUCUCAAUCUUCGAGUGAUGUAGUUUGUUCCAAUUACUUCAUUAUUGUCACAGCAGCUGGAAAAGGGUGGUGAUGAGCAAUCUGGCCCAGGUGAUGCAUUCUUCAUGUUAUGAAACUCUCGUUUUCCAAAUUCUCUGUGUUGUUGCUUUCAUUCAUGCAGGGAGCCUGGAAAGUUUCAUGUGGGUUGUAACCCCAGACAGUAAGAUGUGGGUAUGCUGAAUAAUUUGGAGUGUGGUCGAGUGACCAUCACUUUGGUGCAGGGUUGGGAGACAAAAGGUUGAAUUGAUGGUGGGGUGAGACAGUUACAGGUUUACACCUCCCAUUAUUCGCAUGCGUGCAGUAGGGGCUCACUACUUAGUACCAAUGGCUUUCUUGUAUGUAUGUGUGUGUGACUGUGUGGUUUGAUAGUUUACUCUCCUUUUUUUCAUGUCAGCAGUGGAACCUGAGAAAGUGAAAUGUGAUUUUUGGCUUUGGGUUUGACAGUACUUUCAGGAAAGGGGAAGGAGGGUGGAAAGAAUGGAAGGCGAUAGGCAUUGAAGCUGUGAGUCCACAUCAUUAGCUUGCUGGCUGGCUUGGUUUCCACUCUGAAUGGUCACUGUCUCAUUUUUGUGGAGAAACAUAACCUGAAAUAUCUCUUCUUUUCUUCUUUUUUGCCGUAUGGAUAAGCCCUAGCAUUAGCCCUUAGCUUGUCAUGGAACUGCAUUCUGAUUGAAUACCAUGGAUGACUUUCUUUACUUGAUAACUGAUUGAAGUUGAUGACUUCAUGAGCUCUUGCUGUUAUGUCUUUGUUUUGGAACCAUCAGGCGUUGUCUGUCACUACUCACCAGUAACAUAUAGAAUUGUCCAGAAGCAUUGUUGUGGAUGUAAGAACUGGAAUUUCUACUCUAUGUUCAUAGGCUCUAGUCUAGGCCUUGUUCGUGAGAAUUGAACAGCAAGGAGAAAAAGCCUGCAAUUAUGGGCGAUAAUUGUACGUGGGAGUUGGGGGACAGAGUGUGUCCUGUGCCAGUACAGAUGAAUAAGACAGUGCCAAGCGUGGAAAACUCUUUAUGGCCAGGCCCUGGCCGUUGAGGUCCAAACCAAAAACAGUGACUUUUCCCCCCCUGUAACAACUUAACCCAGUUUUGGUGUUUGUGAUCACAGCAUGAACGUAGGGGCGGAACGACCUCUCGAUCUACUUACUGCAGCCCAGGAAUAAAAACGUCCACGUGUUGGGCGCUCCACAGCCGUUUCCAUUCAACGACCGUAGAGUCUCCAACACGUGAUCCGACAGCUGGAGUCCUUGCGAGCACAUUUUCAUAGGCACUCUGUGAGCACUAUAGUCGGAUUGAAUACAUGGCAUGAAUUACUACAAUCAUAGUCACUAAGUCACGCUUUUCGAGUUUUGCAAAUAUAGUUACUGGAAAACAAAUUUGAUUGCUCCGUCUGCACCCAAAAUGAAGAAGAUAACCAUGGUCCAAUUGUCGAUAUGGUAAGAGCUUUUAAGUAAUUCAGAUCUAUGCACUUUAAUAUUGUCGUCUUAUCGUCGACAAUACUAAAUCAAUGGUUUAUCGAUCAAUACGAGAAAUUAUAUUUGUAUCUCAAUUGAUUGUUUUGUUGUGUGUGUCAAGCAAGUUCAUUUGGCGAACGGAUUAAGAAUUUGAUCCACCCGAGCAAAAAAGGUUAACCAGCUGGAUCACCCUUAUCACAAUUCCACUCAACUUUUGCGAAUUUUUAACACGUAGAAAUAUCAUGAAAACUUUUUCUAGUACACCAUCAUCCUUUUAGUACUAUGCACACAAUCUUUCAAGCAUUGCAUCGUAAGUUCAUAACUAUCUGUAAAAGGAAAGAAUAAAAAACAAAGAACUUCUAGUUUCAACCUUCAAUCAUAGUAAUAUAGAGACCAAAGUUUUCCUUAUUUUUUGUUCAUCAUCUACUUAUCCGUCGACAAUGUUCAAGAAAUACGUCGAGAGCUCAGAGCCCUAGUUAGUGCCUAGCACAUACAUGAUCCAUUCACCUUGAGUAGUUAGUUUACAUCAUCAUAAAGAUGGCAUACAUAAUGGAAUCAAAUCAAAGCUUGCUUUUGUACAGAUCGAGAGCACUUCAAUCCAAUGAGGAGGUUUCCAUUACGGGUUGGGUUCACCAACUUGGGUUGCGAAGUGUACGAAAUGCUUGUGCAAAAUGCAGUAAUGCAAAUGCCAAUCCAAGAUGGCCACAGAAAAGAAGACGUCGAAUCUGUCAAAAGCACACCACAUUUGACAAAAUGGCAACCCCAUCAUGAGGAGAGCCCUAGCUAGCUAGUUAGCCAUGAUAAUACGUCUAUAAUAUUGGUUGCUCGUUAACUAAACAAAACCCUAAUAUAGUAUUCAACAGUUUUCCAUCAAUGAAGGGGAGAAAGGCAGGGUGGUGGAGGGGCAGAGAAAGAGAUGAGACUAGAAAGCAUAAUAAGAGGAAGACAAGCUAGAGGGAUUAUUGAGGGUUCUCAACCGAUCUGACAGUUUCGAGCGUCUGAGGGCGAUCUUUCAAUUGGACUCGACUCAAUCACGACGACGGCGAUACAGUCGAUCUCGACAUCAUCUGAUCAGAAGCAUUCAUCAAACAUUACUGUCUCUGCCUUAUCAUUUACAGUCUCAUGCAUCGAGUACUGGAUUGUUAGGAUUUCUCAUAACUAUAGAGAGGAAAUUUCGUACCGGGUUAUUUAGAGUCCCAAAAAUUUUUGAUUCCACAAAAGACAUACUGACUCUAAUCUUCAUUAGCGACUGUGUACAACUUAAUCAUAAUUUUUUUUUUGUACAAUAUUAAUAUUACGAGGUAGCGGUGAUUUGACUGAAGUAGAGGAAGAAGAGUAGAGGGUGUGAGGGCAAAAUGGUAGAGAAGAAUAAAAUAUUAGGGCAACGACAUAAUUAUUGAGGGUGUGUAGUUCUUUCUAAGCUUAAAUUAAAUAUCAUACAUUGUUUAAUAUUAUAGUUGUACAUUACAUGAGCUAUGGAGGUCAAGAUUGGAGGAGGAGGGGGGACAAGGCCACACCACUCUUUCCCUUUUUAGAUGAGACUUUGGUGGUCUAUAUAAUUGGAACCCCUAACCCACCCCAUGCAUUUUGUUCCAAUAAAGCCUCCCAACUUCCAACUCCACCUCCUAUGGUCAUCAACAAGCCAACACCCUCCCCACAAGUCAAUAUUACUAUAAGCAAGUUUCUUAGGUCGCAUUAAUUCGUUACAACAUAUUCAAGAGUCUCAAGCUCAAAGGUUUCGUGUUGAAAUGAGUCUCUAACUUAGAGGUUUCGUGCUGAUAAAAUUAUGACAAUACCAGCUUCGAAAAACAUACGUAAAUUUCAAAUUCACGAGGUUGGUUUUCAUUUGGAGGACAUUUAAAAAAAUGAUAUGAGAUAUGUUCUUAAACCCUCUAAUAACGAGAGUUAUUGAGAUGUAUUGAUUCUUCCCAUACUAAGCAUCAGCCAGAUUGUAAGGACAUUCCGAAAAUUCAUGACUAGACUAAGCAUUUUACCUAGCUAUGUAUGGUUGGGAUUAGAAGGAAAGUUUGCACCGUGAAUUAGGCUUUGCCGUAGACCAAAUCUAAAAAGCACAUAGGGUAUUGAUAUCACAUCCAACCACUACUAUAUCCAUCUUCAUGGAUUACAUCCCUUGUAUACUUAAAUUUAGGUUUCUACUUUUAGCAUAAUAAACUAACUAAUUGGGUCUUAGGUUAUGAACAUCUUGUGUUCAUCAUUUUCCAAUCUUAAGGGAUGGCUCACACAUAUCGUGUUUCGGGCAUCCAAUUGAGAAUGUUGGAAUGCUUUAAGUGAUCUGAUUGUCGAGCGGUACAAGUGGUAAUUACAAGAGUCUUGUUGUCUGUGGCAGUAAACUAGCACAUAUUAUCCUAGUGAACUACGUUAUUUCAUGUAUUUAGUUUUCUUACUCUGUCGAUUCAUUGUCGGCGGUAACAGAUAAGGUAAUGCAAAUGCAUCAUCAAUAAAGGAAACCUUAGUUUAUUAUAUCAACAUAGCUAGAUAGCUAGGGUAGCACAAUCAAGAGGAAGCCAACAGAAGCAAAUGUGCAUUUAGAGAACAUGAAUGGUCCACAAAUGUCUAAUGGAAAAACUUAUAUAAAUGUGCUAUGCUAUCUCUUUGACUCUUCUCCCCCUAUAGCCAUUUUUAAGUGAGGAACUCACUUUUAUAUAAUGCAACUCAUAGCUAGCUACCUAUAUAUAAUUUGGAUCCUAAUAUAAUGGAUUUUUUCAAAACAUAUCCUGUUUAUUGAUAAAUUAAUUAAUUAAUUAAUUAAUUAUUCAAAUGGAUAGACUAUAAUAUGUACAUAUAUUCAUUCAAACUUCCAUAUGACUAUGUUCCCCACUUUAAUUGGUCUUAAGAAUAUACACCACACCCUUUCCUCCAUCUACAGAAUCUAGCACACACUCCACACCACCUGUCUCUUUUUGUCUGGCCAUUAACUUAAUUUCUUCCCACAAACAACAGAGAAGUAGAGAACAAGUCAAAAUAUCAAUGGUAUAUUGAGUUAAAUUCAACGAGGAAAUUAAAUAUAUAAUUUUGGUCAAUGAAGUGCAUGCAUAGUAGUCUUAUCCUAAUGGAGGGGAAGAGAUCUCAAAUAAUUUGGACUUGCAAACAGUAAGUGUUUUUUUUUUAAUGAAUCUGGUAUUUUCUUUUAUUGGGAGAUAAUAUGUAAAUGAUGAAUCGACUACGAUGAAAGAGUACACGAAAGGUGGGACAUGAUACAUAUGGGAAUGCUACACAAAUUUAAUUAUAGUGGCUGGAAGGAAUUUAGACUUCAGUUGUACUACAUCAACUAAGAUCGGAUGUUGAUCAUGGAGAAGUGAGUUGAUAAUCUAUACAUCAUUAAGUCACUAUAUCAAAUAUUUGCUCAAUAUAUUCAUAUUAUAAUCUGAGGUCAGAUGUCCAAUGUGGCCUGACCUCUUGAAUUUCACAUAGUUAUGCUUCUGAAUUGUCAGAUAUUUCAGCAAGCCAAUCAAACUCAGUUCGUUCAACGAAUCACGUAAAGAUGAAAAUAUCAUCUUAACUCCAAAGUUUUACAAUGAGUUUGAAUCAUAUCAACAGGUGGUGACCAUGCAUAUAUGUUCGUAGCUCUAACAACUAACAAGAACUACUUGAGGGAGGGGGCAAUAGAGUGCAAGAAGGGGGGGGGGGGGGGGGGAAAUCCCCCCACUUUCGCCUCUUUUAUGGGUGUACUAGAGAAAUCUCUGUUCGAUUGAUAAAAUGUUAAGCACAUUUGACAAAACUGAUCGAAUCGUAUCGUACAAGCGGUUCACCCUCCUCCGUGACUAUAUAAUUCACCACCUUCUUCCAUAAUGUAUAUAGCUAGGUAACUCACCAAUUAUAUGCCUCAAUAGCAUUUACCUAAUGAAGCAACAAGGCAAAGACCAAUGAUGCAAGGUGUAAAGGGCUUGGGGGGAUCAUGAACAAACAAGAAUGAAGCAACAAGGCAAAGAUUGUGGCUGAUUCAUAUGGCAAAUUGGAUGGAACCAUCAUUAUGUAUCAGAAAAAAAGUAAAAGUAGAGAGCAAAAGGAUCAUGUCUGAAAUGUACACUGUGCCCUUAUAACUGUGCCUGCAAUUAUAUACUCUCUUUAAGUCUAGAGAGAGAGAGAGAAUGUGCAGAAUAUGCAAUGUACUUGUGGAGAAACCGAGUGUGUUGGUCUUGGCCAGGACCCACUGGCCGGCCCAACCGGCGACAAGAAACAAUGGGCUCAAAGGUUUACAGUCUUCAGCAAAAACGGAUGGGGUGCAAAUUGGGCAAUUAUGUGACCAAAAGUAGACAUGCUCAAAAAAAAUAUUGUUUAUGGUAAUCACUAGCUUGAUUGUUAUGUACAUCUACCCCAAAUUAUUUGUUUUUGUAGAUAAGUUGAUGGAACAUUCUUUGACUUUUAACACAUCUGCAGAUACAAUUAUGCUUGGUAGAAUCAAGAAUUUGUUGUCCUAGAAAGAAACUUACUGUGCAUUUUCAUAAGUUAGGGGGUCAUCUGGACGCGAUAGAUUUAAUAAAUGAGGCGAUUUCAGUUCAUGUGGAUUUAUAUUGGUUUUUCAUCUGUGCUUGACACGUUCUACAUGAUACCUUUAAUUCCUGUUAUCUGGUCACCUAAAAAAGCUAUAGGGAAGAACGACCUCGAGACAAAAAUAUCCUUAUUGUUAAGUUAAAUCUUCCAUCUAAGAAGCUAGCACCGGCACAUGUGUUUCGAGUUGAAAUAAGUCGUUCUUGUGUUGGAUACUGGGAUUUGAGCUAGCCUCAUGCCUCACCCCCUCCUCGAUCAAGAAGGGACGAAUUUAUCUUAUAAUCUAUGUGACUCGAUUUUCCUCUCUCGGGUGUUGUUACUGAAUGUCAUGUACUCAGUAAUCCAAUUCAUUUUUAGAUUUACUAAAAAUUAUGUAAUCUUUAGAUCAUGACUUUCCUUCAAAUCUCUAUUAUUUUGUGAUAAUACUCAUCAUAUAGGAUAAUACCCUAACUAAGAUCGUAUGUUUGUACCCUAGUCAAUGUGUUUCUGUUAUCAACUAAUAUCUCCAAAACUCAAAAAUUAAAUUUGAGUACCAAAUCCAGCAUCCUAAUCCAUCACCCACACAACCUUUUAAGACAAUAGAAAUAAAUCAUUACUUUAGGAGCUCAUAUAUUAGAAAGAAAGGCUAAUUAAGUUGUCUCCACUUUUGGAUCCAUCUUGUCACCUUUGUCUUUUCACUUUUCCCCCCCAACCCCAACUUUGAUUUUGGAUCAUCAAAUUAAACCCUCUCAUUACCCUAAUCCUAAAUGGGUUUUCGAUUGUAGUCCUACUAGACCAGACCACAAUCAGUACUACUAUUAACCAAUGAAAUAUUGGGCUUUUACUCGACGGUAUCAUUCUAAUGCAAACUGAGCAGCAGGCACACUCAUUCUAAUUUGAAUCAUAAUCAUAAUCACCAUAUGUUUUUGCUUCCUAGUUAACUUAUAUUAAUUAAUUAAUUAAUUAGAAUCAUAAUCAUCAUAUCAUAGGUUAUUUUAUGGUCUCUGUGUGCAUGAAAUUAUGCAAUUUAAGUUAUAGGCUUUGCCCAUCGAAAUGAUUCUGGUUUUUAGGGGUUGUUUUCUUUACCUGUUUAGGAAAUAAUCCCUAAUUACGAGCCUCACUGGCUGGCCGGCGGCCGAAACCCUACCUUUCCGUUCUUCUAUUUUGGUUUGUCGGUUGUUGGCUUUCAGUUACGGGAUUGUCACUAAAAGGUAUUCGCCACCAAAGUUCGUCCUUUCGUGGCCAGUUACGUCCGUCGCAAAAGAGCGUUUCUGCGGGUAUACAAUCACCAUGAAAGAAACAUGGAAGAAACAAAACUAGAAUAAUGCUAAUAAAUUAUAAACUGUUUUUUUUUUUUUUUACGAAUUGAAAUCCUACCGAGUAGGAUUUGGGGGUUUGCUCUUCCAAAAACCACAUGAGUGUUUACCUUAUAGUUGUGAUGGGGCCGAUUGAACUAAAAAAUUAGAUUUGAGUUUGGAGAAACUCAAUCCGAUCCGACGCCCUUCGAAGUGGUUAAAGCAUAUGGUGGUGACAUAUUGAUAAAAUAAUCAAGUUUCUUGUCACGUUAGGUGAUAAGAUUACCUGAUUCACGCAUUUUUUCUCAUUUAUUCACGCCAUAUUUGUGUUAUUCACGCCAUAUUGACGUUAUUCACGUAAUAGUGUUGCUUAUUCAUGCAAUCAAUAUUUGUUUAGUCACGCAACCUGCAGGUGUUUAUUCACACACGUUGUUAUUUACUCACGCCAUUGUAAAAUUAAAUUUUAGACUUUAAAAUAUAUCAAAAUGGAUGUCAUUGUGUAGAUUAUGAUCAAUGCAACAUAUUUUUACACACUAAUUGAGUAUCCAAAUUUAAUUCCAUAAAAUAUAGCCAAUACAAAUUAUUAGAUGAAAAAGUCUAAAUUUUCAUUUACGUGAAUAACUUACACUUUUACGUGAAUAAACGUAGAAUGAAGUAAAUACACACCAAAUGUUUUAUCACCUGACAUUCCAUUGAUAAAUGAUAUUAACGUGGGAAGAUAGGAGUUGAAUCUCGGGAUCCAUCCCCCAAUUAAUUUAGGUAUGAAUCAUCAUUAUCCAGCCAGCUAAUGAAUGGGAACAUACAACUAAUUAAUUAACAAAGGGGAAUUAGGGCAACAGGAUCCUGGCUUAACGAUCCAACGAUGAUCUCCCUCGAACCUUGGGCUUCAGCUUCCACACCGCGCGCUACUCUGUUCGCUGGUCGGCACAUUUCUUUUUUUCGUUUUCAGGCGCUAUAGUAAGUCUUGGAUCGAAUAGACUGCUAACACGUAAUAUAUUAGUACUAUUACUACGAUAAAUGGGUAAUCAUUAUGUGGCAGUUUGUUUUUCACUCAUAUAUUCUACUCUUAAGAAGUAAGUCCCCCCCAAUUUGGAAAGACAUUCUUUUAUACCCCCACUCUCUCAUUUCAGAACCUUUGUGUUUAGUUGUUGUCUAUUGGGUCUGCAUCUAUUAAUGUUUUAUGAGUUUUCCAUUAUCAUUAUCGUCCACUAGGUUUUCAACUAUUGUUCGUUGGUUUCUCCGUGAUAGUUACUAUCCACUGAGUUUUCAUCUAUUCUCUGAUGAUUCGCUGGCCAAUUCACGACCUAUCUAGAAACACUGUCGCCGGAAUCCUAAGUUUUUUUCCCCUUCUACCGUUUGCCACGGUCGUUGAUUUUUUGGCAUUGUUAAUUCCGUCUUCCAGGACGUAUCUGAACAAUCUAUUGUACUUUAAAAAAAAUAUAUUAACAUUUAGGAACAAUUUCAAAUUCUAUUUUUAUUAAACUAAUCACAAUUCACAACCAUCCCAAAACAACGAACUACCCUUUCACUUUUCAAUCAACGUACAUUCAAAUUAUUAUUUUUUUAAAAUAUGAAAUUCUCAUUAACACGCGCGAAGCGGUAGCGAACUAACAUAUACUAGAUAUAGUGGAAGCAAGCAAGCAACAUGACAUAUUAUCAUUAAAUAGGAAAAAAAAAUACAGGAAAAUAAAGUCUUAAGGUCAAAGAUAUGCAUUUUCUUCUUUUUUCUCUCCAUACUCGGCAACAUUCCCCACAGAAGAAGCACAGACUAAAUAAAUAAUGGUUUCUUCCGGCGCUGACAUAAUAUAAUAAACUCCGGCCAGCCUCACGGAGGAGCAUCCUUCCUCUAAUCCUUCCUCGUGUAGUGUGGGCCCCACAUCCGCCACCCACGAUUAGUUAAUAUGGUAUGUCGCCCCCCGUUGACUCAAUCGCCUGCCGGCGUACGUGUCCAAAGAUUCGGUCGAUAACAUAUUUCCGGCGGAUCCGAUGGUAUGAUUUGUCGACCCCGUUGACCGUUCACCUGGCAGCUGGGUGCCGCCGCUCGAUCGAUCAGUCGAUAUAUGUUGGGGGUGGUAGCCGUCAGACGGUGUGAACGGUCGGGUCAGGUCCACGGUGGUCGAACCAUAUACGUGGCGCGGUAGGGCUGGUUAUUUGGUUCGAACUUUUUGGUUUUACUCAAAAUCGGACCUUAUAACUCGAACCGAGACUGGAUAGCAAACAAUCCAAUCCAAUCUUUGGCCCUAGAUUUGAGGUAAAAACCGUUUGGGACCGGACCGAAAAUCGGAUAAAGACGGGAUAAGGGA